Messenger RNA from Prunus mume (Japanese apricot), 876 nucleotides. Lineage: Eukaryota; Viridiplantae; Streptophyta; Magnoliopsida; Rosales; Rosaceae. The record is from RefSeq and is a predicted model, not a curated record.
AUGUCAGCUUACCUAUCGGCAGCUCACCAACUACUGAAAAAAUUUCAGGCCUACGAAAUAUGGCAGAUCCCCAGGUCAGAAAACAGCCACACCGAUGCACUCUCGCGUCUGGCUUCGGCAAUAAAUGACAAGAUCGAAAGGAAGGUACCGGUGGAGAUAUUAUCCCAACCAAGCAUGACAGCUGUUGAGGUGUGUACCGUUCGGUACGAGGGUACAUGGAUGUCUCCAAUCUAUGCUUUCCUGGCAAACGGAACCCUUCCUACCGAUAAGUCCCAGGCCAGGAAACUCCGUUAUCGAUCGGCAAGAUACACGGUCAUCAACGAUGUUCUGUACAAACGAGGCUAUACGACGCCGUAUCUAAAGUGCCUAACCAAGGAACUGGGGGACUACAUCCUUCGGGAGGUCCACAGCGGAGUCUGCAGUGAUCAUUCGGGAUCCCGAUCACUCGCACAUAAGGUCUUCCGACAGGGAUAUUUCUGGCCAACUCUGCACCAAGAUGCUAACAUAUUAGUCAAGAAGUUUGACAAAUGCCAACGAUUCGGCAGCGUCCCUCAUGUCCAUGCCGAGCCACUUUCACUGAUUGCAAUUCGAUUCGGAAGUCUUCAGGGAGUUCUGCGUCCGACUGAAGAUCAACCUGUUCUUUGCUUCGCCAGCUCACCCCAAUCGAACGGCCAGGUCGAGGCAAUGAAUAAGAUUGUUAAGAAGCUAUUGAAAUGGCAGCUCGAUAAAGCCAAGGGAGCCUGGCCGGAAAAACUCCCAGAGGCGUUAUGGGCCAUCCGGACAUCCUACCGAAUGGCAACUAGUGAAACACCGUUCUCCAUGGCUUUCGGCUCGGAAGCGGUAGUCCCAGUGGAAAUCGGAGAGCCUUCCUACUGA